AUGUCUUCAGUGAGCAGGGGGCAGACCAAAUGCCGCUGCACCAACCUUAUGACUGCCCCAUUGACUUGGUACUGGACGCGAAGCUCCCUGUGGGUCGCCUGUACUCCAUGUCCGAACCGGAGUUGGCCACAUUGCAGGACUUUCUGGACAAGAACCUCGCCCGGGGUUUUAUCCGUCCCUCGUCUUCACCAUUGUCUGCCCCGGUCAUGUUCAUCAAAAAGAAGACUGGGGAUCCGAGACUGUUGCAAUUAUCGUUGCUUGAACGCCAUCACGGUGCGCAACUGUUACCCGCUGCCCCUGAUUCCUGAGUUUUUGGAGCGGCUCUGGGAGGCGACGGUGUUCACGAAACUGGACUUGCGUGGCGCUUAUAACUUGGUCCGAGUCCGGGAGGGGGACGAGUGGAAGACGGCCUUCGGCACCCGGUACGGACAUUUUGAGUACACAGUCAUGUCGUUUGGAUUGACCAAUGCCCCAACAGUCUUCCAGCAAUUUAUGAACGAUAUCUUCCGGGACCUCUUGGAUCAGUUUGUCGUCAUUUACCUGGAUGACAUUUUGAUUUACUCGACUUCUCAGAAGGAUCAUCUGCAGCACCUAUGCCUGGUCAUGCAACGACUCCGGGAGCAUCGUUUGUUCGCAAAACUGGAGAAGUGUCAGUUCUGGCAGACUACCAUCGAGUUCCUGGGGCACUGUACCCACCCUGAAGGAAUUGUGAUGGAGCCGGGCAAGGUAGAGGCAUUGCGCAAUUGGCAACCUCCUCGGUGA
This is a messenger RNA of Thamnophis sirtalis, 762 nucleotides long. NCBI's taxonomy places the organism in Eukaryota, Metazoa, Chordata, Lepidosauria, Squamata, Natricidae. The record is from RefSeq and is a predicted model, not a curated record.